GUGAUUGUGGAAAGCCGGCAUUCAAUGACACUGGCCGAUGCUAUCUACCUAUAACCGACCCCUCCCUAGACCCCUGCUAAGGUUUUAGGCUAGGCCUGGGGGGGAAGGAUAUCAAAAUCAACCAGGAUUAAAGUGUUGGGUUUUGUGGAAAUUUGGUCUGCCCAAUAUAAGUAGCCGCAUAGCUUUCGGGCCAAUUCGGCAGUAGGCUCUAAGACCUUUGGGUUGUUCGAAGUUUAAUGUCUAGCGUAAAUGCCGCCGGCCCACGACAACCUUUUUCCUUGUUUACAUCAUCGAACACUCGCUGAUUCUUUUAAUGUUUUAAGUUUUGGAUUUUCUGCUUUUAGAGCUGGGUAGUAACUCGGAAGUCAGGAUCAAAGAACUCAGAGAAAGAACAGAAAGAAAGUCAUCGGAGUGUAAAUGGAGUCACCAUUCAAAGCAGAUAUAGUAAAAGGCAAAGUAGCUUUGCUGACAGGAGGCGGCUCAGGAAUUGGAUACGAGAUUUCAUUGCAACUUGGGAAACAUGGCGCCUCUAUUGCGAUCAUGGGGCGACGCAAACAUGUUAUUGACUCUGCUGUUGCUGCUCUUCAUUCCCAAGGCAUCCCUGCUAUUGGGCUUGAGGGAGAUGUUAGAAAAGAGGAUGAUGCAGCUAGAGUUGUGGAAUCAACUUUUAAGCAUUUUGGCAGGCUUGACAUCCUUGUGAAUGCUGCAGCUGGAAAUUUCCUUGUGCCUGCCGAGUAUUUAUCUCCCAAAGGCUUUCAAACAGUAAUUGAUAUAGAUACUGUUGGCACUUUUGGAAUGUGCCAUAAGGCACUUAAGUAUCUUAAGAAAGGGGGACCCGGGAAGGACCCAUCCACUGGUGGAGCAAUAAUAAACAUAAGUGCAAUGUUGCAUUAUGGAGCAACAUGGUACCAAAUUCAUGCGUCUGCUGCCAAGGCAGCUAUUGAUAGCAUUACCAGAAGCUUGGCGUUGGAGUGGGGGACAGAUCAUGACAUUCGAGUCAAUGGGAUUGCACCAGGGGCUAUCGAUGACACUGCCGGUGUCACUAAACUUGCACCUGAGGAGAUGCUGAGCAAGAUUAAAGAGAAACCAUUGUACAAAUUUGGUGAGAAAUGGGAUAUUGCUAUGGCGGCUCUCUAUCUUGCAUCUGAUGCAGGAAAAUUCGUCAAUGGAACGGUUUUGGUGGUUGAUGGAGGACAAUGGCUGAGCACACCCCGUUUGCUCUCCAAAGAUGCUGUGAAACAACUGUCUAGAAGAGAGGAGAUAAGGUCAAGGGCUGUACCAACUGGUUUACCAAAGAGCAAGUUGUGAUAAAUCUAUAUGAUGUUUUGGUGGCCGAAGCCAUUGAUUCUAUUCUGGUUGGCUAGCUUAAAGUCGCUAUGAAUAUUGGUUGAAACUUUAUUAAGCAUCUACUUUAAGAAUCUGCCUUUAUCCCCAUCACGAUGAACACCUCUUUAUUUUUUUCA
Messenger RNA from Theobroma umbraticum, 1463 nucleotides. RefSeq names its product peroxisomal 2,4-dienoyl-CoA reductase [(3E)-enoyl-CoA-producing]-like. Lineage: Eukaryota; Viridiplantae; Streptophyta; Magnoliopsida; Malvales; Malvaceae. Gene Ontology annotation, molecular function: 2,4-dienoyl-CoA reductase (NADPH) activity. The record is from RefSeq and is a predicted model, not a curated record. Gene Ontology annotation, biological process: fatty acid catabolic process. Gene Ontology annotation, cellular component: peroxisome.